Messenger RNA from Gorilla gorilla gorilla (western lowland gorilla), 576 nucleotides. Its product is annotated as small ribosomal subunit protein eS1-like. The coding region runs from base 1 to 234 and encodes 77 amino acids. Gene Ontology annotation, cellular component: ribosome. NCBI's taxonomy places the organism in Eukaryota, Metazoa, Chordata, Mammalia, Primates, Hominidae. Gene Ontology annotation, molecular function: structural constituent of ribosome. The transcript has a single exon. The record is from RefSeq and is a predicted model, not a curated record. Gene Ontology annotation, biological process: translation.
AUGGUGGUUGGCAAGAACAAGCACCUUACAAAAGGCAGCAAAAAGGGAGCCAAGAAGAAAGUGAUGGAUCCAUUUUCUAAGAAAGAUUGGUAUAAUGUGAAAGCAGCUGCUACGUUCAAUAUAAGAAAUAUUGGAAAGACACUAGUCACCAGGACCCAAGGAACCAAAAUUGCAUCCGAUGGCCUCGAGGGUCGUGUGUUUGAAGUGAGUCUUGUUGAUUUGCAGAAUGAUUAAGUUGCAUUUAGAAAAUUCAAGCUGAUUACUGAAGAUGUUCAGGGCAAAAACUGCCUGACUAACUUCCAUGGCAUGGAUCUUAUUCGUGACAAAAUGUGUUCCAUGGUCAAAAAAUGGCAGACAAUGAUUGAAGCUCACGUUGAUGUUAAGACUACUCAUGGUUACUUGCUUUGUCUGUUCUGUAUUGGUUUUACUAAAAAAAGCAACAAUCAGAUACGGAAGACCUCUUAUGCUCAGCACCAACAGAUCCGCCAAAUCCAGAAGAUGAUGGAAAUCAUGACCCAAGAGGUGCAGACAAAUGACUUGAAAGAAGUGGUCAAUAAAUUGAUUCUAGACAGCAUU